Messenger RNA from Exophiala aquamarina CBS 119918, 837 nucleotides. RefSeq lists its product as uncharacterized. The transcript has a single exon. The record is from RefSeq and is a predicted model, not a curated record. The coding region runs from base 1 to 837 and encodes 278 amino acids. NCBI's taxonomy places the organism in Eukaryota, Fungi, Ascomycota, Eurotiomycetes, Chaetothyriales, Herpotrichiellaceae.
AUGUCUGACAUACCCAUGCCCGAACCCACGGUUGCACGUCGACCAUUUUCUUCAUUUAAAGUCAUCUCAUAUGACAUCUUCGGCACGUUGAUUGACUGGGAAGGCGGGAUAUACCCGCUGCUUCAGCCACUGGUGGAAAGAAUGCCGGCAGACGCAUCGUCAGAGCAUGCCGCCUACCGUUCAGCGGAAGGGAGGAGCAAAGUGGUUGGGAGAUUCCACGAGCUCGAAGCCACGCUGCAGACGUCGCAGCCAUCAGCGCUCUACAGCAGUAUCCUGGAACAGGCAUUUUUGCUGUUCGCGCAGGACAUGGGCAUCGAAGCGGACGACGAGGUCAAGAAGGACGCCAAAGCCUUUGGCGCCAGUGUCGGCUCGUGGCCCGCGUUCCCAGACACCGUCGACGCGUGCCAGCGGCUGGCCAAGGCCGGCUACAAGAUGAUCCCGCUAUCGAACGUCGACCGCGAGAGUUUCUCGCACACGCUCUCCGGGCCCUUGAAGGGAGUCGACUUCUUCCGCGUCUAUACCGCGCAGGACAUCGGUAGCUACAAGCCCGAUCUGCGCAAUUUUGAGUAUCUCGUCCGCAGGGUCAAGGAAGACGCUGCCGUCGACAAGGACGACAUCCUCCACGUCGCGCAGAGUCUAUUCCACGACCAUCAACCGGCUAAGAAAUUCGGCAUGAGUUCCGUCUGGAUCAACCGUCGGGGUGCUAGCAUGGGCAGUCCUGGUGGUGCGGCCGAGAUGCAUUCCCGAGGUGAGGUUGGCUAUGGUUGGAGAUACCGCACUCUGGGAGAGUUUGCGGAUGAGGUUGAGAGACAGUCGAAGGAGGAGGGGGGCAAGUGA